Messenger RNA from Pyrgilauda ruficollis (rufous-necked snowfinch), 1116 nucleotides. RefSeq names its product protein Wnt-4-like. Gene Ontology annotation, molecular function: frizzled binding; cytokine activity. Gene Ontology annotation, cellular component: extracellular region. Gene Ontology annotation, biological process: neuron differentiation; multicellular organism development; canonical Wnt signaling pathway. Lineage: Eukaryota; Metazoa; Chordata; Aves; Passeriformes; Passeridae. The record is from RefSeq and is a predicted model, not a curated record.
AUGGAGCUGGUGUGGCUGCAUCUGAUGCUGAUCCACGUGCAGCACGUCACUGCAGUGACCUGGCUGUCCCUGGCCAAGCAGACUUCCCUGCAGGCAGUCCUCUGGGACCCCAGGGGCUGUGAUGGCCUGAGGGGGUUGGAAGAAGAGCAGGUCUGUGUUUGCCUGGCAGUGGAAGCCAUGGAGGUGACAAAGCGAGGUGCGGAGCUGGCUGUCCUCGAGUGCCAGCUCCAGUUUCACUCUUGCCGCUGGAACUGCUCCACCCUGCAGGGGCUGCAGGUCUUCGGCAAGGCCACCAUCCAAGGCACACAGGAGUCUGCUUUCAUCCACGCCAUCUCGGCUGCCGGCACUGCUUUUGCUGUGAGCCCUGCCUGCACGGGGGAGCUGCACGAGUGUGGCUGCAACCGCAAGGUCCGAGGAGUCAGCUCUGAAGGUUUCCAGUGGUCAGGCUGCUCUAAUAACCUGUUUUAUGGGAUUGCCUUCUCUCAGGCCUUCAUGGACAGCCCUGAGAGGAGCCGCAGUGUCUCCUCCAGCCGAGCGCUCAUGAACCUGCCCAGCAAUGAGGCUGGGAGGAAGGAAAGGGCUCCCCUGGCCCACAUGAAGGCGGAGUGCGAGUGCCAUGGCGUGUCGGGCUCCUGCGAGGUGCGAGCCUGCUGGAAGCUCAUGCCUCCCCCCCACACGGGCAACAUCCUCAAGGAAAAGUCUGAGGGGACAACAGAGGUUUUCCCGAAGCGGGUCGGUUCCCGGCAGCUCCUGAUGCCCAGCUCUCGCUUCAAGCCCUACAGCCUGGUCUACCUGCGGGCCAGCCCGGCCUGCGAGCGGGACCCUCGGCACGGCCCCUCCGGCACCUCCGGCCGGCAGCGCAAGCGGCCAUGGCCGGCCAGGGCCGGCAGCGAGCCGCGGUGCUGCGGCAGGGGCUGCCCGGGCCCGGGGGAGUGCUGCAGCUGCAGGCUCCAAUGGUGCUGCUCCCUCAAGUGCAGGCAGUGCCGGCACCUCGUGGAGCUGCACAGGUGCCGCCGAGGGACGGCAGAGCCGCCGCAGGGCAGAUGCCCGGGUGCCAGCAGCUCCCCCCGCAGCAGCCUCCCGCCAGCCGCCGUGGGCUGCUGUGAAAGACACUGA